Molecule: messenger RNA, 12468 nt
Organism: Anolis sagrei ordinatus
Lineage: Eukaryota; Metazoa; Chordata; Lepidosauria; Squamata; Anolidae
Gene: WNK1
Product: WNK lysine deficient protein kinase 1
Biological process (GO): monoatomic ion homeostasis; positive regulation of potassium ion import across plasma membrane; negative regulation of sodium ion transport
Cellular component (GO): cytosol; cytoplasm
Molecular function (GO): potassium channel inhibitor activity; protein serine/threonine kinase activity; ATP binding
Source: RefSeq, a predicted model, not a curated record
CAGGAGAAGAGUCGGGAGGAGGAGGAGGAAAAGCCGAGCUUCGUCGUCAAGGCGGAGAGCGGCCUCCUUUUUCUCCUUUCCCCUCAGAGUUGAAAAGAGGAGGCGUCGUCGUCGAGAGAGAGAAAGAGAGUCCCAGCAUCGCUUGGGUUAACGACGGAGGACGGAAGGAAGCUGAGGAGGGGGAAACGAGAGAGAGUGUGUUCCCCUCAGGGAGGGAGAGGCCUGCUCACCCUGAGGAGGCGUCGAAGAGAGCCCGGUUUAGUCUCAGCAUCGCUUGGGUUAACGACGGAGGAAGGAAGGAAGGAAGGAAGGAAGCUGAGGGGAAAACGAGAGAGUGUGCUCCCCUCAGGGAGGGAGAGGCCUGCUCACCCCGAGGAGGCGUCGAAGAGAGGCCGGUUUCUUGACUCUGAGGGACUUGGCUGAGGGAAAGAAAGAGAGAGAGAUAGACUGGCCCUUUCUCUCAAUCUGAAGGGACUUGGCAGGCCUCUUUCCCCCUUCCCUUGCCCGCCAGUCAUUCUCAGCCGUCGUCGGCAGUUGUGUGAACGUUGUUGUUGUCUUUCCUCAGCGGCGGGAAACCACUCACUCAGUGACUGGCUCUGAGGGAAAGCGAGGGAGGAAGGAAGGAAGGAAGGAAGGAGAAGGCCAGACUGUCCCUUUCUCUGUCUCUCACUCUGAGGGGACUUGGCAGGCCGCUUUCCCCCUUCCCUUGCCCGCCAGCCAUUCUCAGGACUCGGCCUCCUUCGUCAGUUGUGUGAACGUUGUCGUCUUUCCUCAGCGGCGGGAAACCCACUCACUCAGUGACUGGCUCUGAGGGAACGCGAGGAAGGAAGGAGAAGGCCUGCCUGCCUUGGAGGCCGGGGCCUGCCUGCCUGCCUGCCCGCCUCCUCUCUCUCUCCCUCUCUUGCUCCAUGUCGGCCUCUCUUCCCGGCUCUUCUCUGCAGCAGGAUGAUGGAUGCGGGCGCUGACCCCCGCGGAGCCCCUUCUCUCCUCCUUCUUCCUCAUCUCCUCCUUCUCCUCUUUCUCCUCCAGCAGCAGCCGCCGCCUUUGCUGCUGCUGCCCUUCCUCUCCGCCUUGAGAGGGAAGCCUCCUUUAGAGCCGCCCGCCGAGGCAGCCCAUUGAGGCCCCUUCCUUUCCUUCCCUCCUCCUUCCUCGCAGGUAUCAUCAUGUCUGAGAAUGGUUUCUUGGCGCCCCCUCCUCCUCCUCCGCCCAAGAACGGCUCCAGCUCGGACAGCUCCGUCGGGGAGAAGCUCGGGACGGCGGCUGCCACCUCCACCAUCACCAUGGCUGUGUCCUCCUCUUCUACAACUACUUCCACCGGGGAUCCCGACAGCCCCGAAGGCCGCAGCGAGGAGUACCGCCGCCGCCGCCACACCAUGGACAAAGACAGCCGCGGAGCCGCCGCCACUGAGCACCGCUUUUUCCGCCGGAGUGUCAUUUGCGACUCCAAUGCCACCGCUUUGGAGCUGCCCAGGCUGCAGCCCGCGGCGCCUCCCGUGGCCGCCAUCGCCGCCACUGCUGCCUCCUCCUGCUCUUCUUCUUCCCAAAGCAGCAUCCCUCCAGUGCUGGGCUCUCCCCCAGAGUCUGUUGCCCAGGCCAAGGCUGUCGCCCAGGCCCCCACUGCCCAGCCUCCCGCGCCUCCUCCUUUGCCUCCACCUGGCCAGGAGGAGGAGGAGGCCGUAGUGGCCAAGGAAGUAGUAGCCCCACUUCUGGCUGCCAAGGAGGAGGGGGCAGAGGAGGCCGCCCCGCUGCCUGCCACCAGCACAGCCGGGAGCCUGACCUCCUCGGCUCGGGACCAGCAGGACGAGAGGAACAAGGAGCAGGAAGACACCGAGGAGCUGGAGACCAAAGCCGUCGCCGUCUCCCCCGACGGGCGCUUCCUCAAGUUCGAUAUUGAGAUUGGCAGGGGCUCCUUCAAGACUGUCUACAAGGGAUUGGAUACAGAGACCACUGUGGAGGUGGCUUGGUGUGAGCUGCAGGAUCGGAAGUUGUCGAAAUCAGAACGGCAGCGGUUUAAAGAGGAAGCAGAAAUGCUGAAAGGACUUCAGCAUCCUAACAUUGUUCGGUUCUAUGAUUCCUGGGAAUCUACAGUAAAGGGAAAGAAGUGUAUUGUUCUGGUUACAGAACUUAUGACAUCUGGCACACUGAAGACAUAUUUAAAAAGAUUUAAAGUGAUGAAAAUUAAAGUACUUCGAAGCUGGUGUCGGCAAAUACUGAAGGGUUUGCAGUUUUUGCAUACACGUACUCCUCCCAUUAUCCAUCGUGACUUGAAAUGUGACAACAUCUUUAUCACGGGCCCCACGGGAUCAGUCAAAAUAGGAGACUUGGGUUUGGCAACCUUGAAACGAGCUUCUUUUGCCAAGAGUGUGAUAGGUACCCCAGAGUUCAUGGCACCUGAGAUGUAUGAGGAGAAAUACGAUGAAUCCGUUGAUGUGUAUGCUUUUGGGAUGUGUAUGCUUGAGAUGGCUACGUCUGAAUAUCCUUAUUCUGAAUGUCAAAAUGCUGCGCAGAUCUACCGUCGAGUGACCAGUGGAGUCAAGCCAGCCAGCUUUGAUAAAGUAGCAAUUCCUGAAGUAAAGGAAAUAAUUGAGGGAUGCAUCCGUCAAAACAAAGAUGAAAGGUAUGCUAUCAAGGACCUUCUGAAUCAUGCAUUUUUCCAAGAAGAAACUGGUGUGCGGGUAGAGCUAGCAGAAGAAGAUGAUGGUGAGAAAAUUGCCAUUAAGCUCUGGUUACGAAUUGAAGACAUUAAAAAGCUUAAGGGCAAAUACAAGGAUAAUGAAGCAAUAGAAUUUUCUUUUGACUUGGAGAGGGAUGUUCCAGAGGAUGUAGCACAAGAAAUGGUUGAGUCUGGGUAUGUCUGUGAAGGGGAUCACAAAACAAUGGCCAAAGCAAUAAAGGACAGAGUGUCCUUGAUUAAGAGAAAGAGAGAACAGCGUCAAUUGGUGAGGGAAGAGCAGGAAAAAAGAAAACAAGAAGAAAUCAAUCAGAAUCAAAAGAUAGAACAACAGUUACAAGCAAAUGCAGCCCAGCAAGGCACAAAACAUGCCACCCCUGUCACUGGAGUUGCAACCAUUCCCACUACUUCAACUUCAGUUUCUACACAAGUGGAACCUGAGGAACCAGAGGCAGAUCAACACCAACAGCUGCAGUACCAGCAGCCUAGCAUUUCUGUUUUAUCUGAUGGCACGGUUGACAGUGGCCAAGGAUCGUCUCUCUUUACUGAAUCGUGUGUGAGUAGCCAGCAGACUAUUUCGUAUGGUUCCCAGCAUGACCAGUCUAUUCCAGCCUCGGGAUAUGCAGCUGGCCAACCACAAUCCCAACAACCUGGAGGAUAUCAGUCAUCUGCCGUGCCUCCACGUGGCUGUAGCAUGCCAGUUUGUCUUCCCCUCUUUCUUUCCCCCCUCUAUACCAAAUCCUUCCCAGUGCUCUUCCACCCCGCCAUCGGUGUUGUCUGCACCUCUUUCUCCUUCUUGCCUUCGGACUGCCCUGAUGAAACCUUUGGUGAAAAGCUUUCCAAAGCCCUGGAGAGUGUGCUGCCCAUGCACACUGCCUCUCCACGCCAGCACCGGCGCUCCAGCUUGCCUGCCCUCUUUGUCAACCCUCCUCAGUCCAUGGUGCAUCCGUGUGGGGGAACCCCAACAUUCCCAGAUUCCCAGAUAUUUUUUCCAACCGUUCAUGAACGGCCAGUGUCUUUCUCGCCACCUCCCAUUCCGUCGAGGAUGGCCAUUUCUCAGCGGCGCAAGAGUACUUCCGUCCUUGAAGCCCAAACGUGCCACUUCCAGCCCUUGCUGAAGACUGGUCAGAGUUUGCUUCUCCCAGGUGGUAGUCCAACAGCUUGGACACCAGAAGCACUGGUGACAGUGAGCACUACAGCUCAUAGAUCUACAGCAGAGCAUACACAGGCUGACCCUACAUUUGAGUCGUCCCAAGUGCUUGGUGAUUAUAGACCUGGACACGCACCUUCAAAAGAUGCAGCAAACAUGUUGACUCAAGAAGCAGUAUAUUUAGUGGGCAUGCCAUACCAGUCUCAGUUGCCAGAACAUUAUGAUGCUGUAUCCCAUGAUUCUCAUGGGACUGAGCAACUGUUGCACCAAGCUCUUGAACAGAGAAGUUUACAAGGUGGUUCUCUUCAGAAUUCGUUUGAGUAUCAGACGGGGCAGACUUUUCUGGCAAGACAAAUUCAGAACUUGAGGUUGGAUUCUGGAAUGAAUCCACUUUUGCCAUUGUCUAGUGUAUCUGCUCCAAUGAGUGCAGAUCCAACACAGAUGAAUGUUCACCCAUUAUUUGUUCCACAUUCUGCACCUGCUGUGCUCACUCAUAGUGGGGAUGGCCGAACAAGUUGUGUGUUCGAGUUUCAUGUUCAGGCUCCCACUGCGACUGGAGGAGAAGGUGCUCUCCUAUCCCAGCGUAUUUAUAGAAAUCGUCGAGGGUCUGCUGAUUUUAAUCCAGAUGAAUCCCUUCAACCAACAUUACAACCUGGUCGCCUUCAGCCUGUAACAGAAGAGCAGUUCAACUACUUGGGUGCUGAGUUUAUGUUACCUAGAGGCAGUUCUGUUCUACAGAGUUGGCCAGAAGGUAGUCCAGGAUAUUCCAGUGACUCAUCACAACUGACUUCCUCAGACACUAGUGAUUUUCUGUCUCCCCCUCCCAGUGGAAUAUCUUUGUCAUAUGGUUCAGGCUUGCCUCUGCCUGCUCCUCAGCUGUCUCAGAAGGUCUUUCCAGAUCCACAGGUCUUCAUCCACUUUCCACAAGGAACUUCAUCUCAACAGGCAUUUUCAACACUGGUUUCAUCGGGACCAUCUGCACACUUUACUCAGAUGCAAGGGCAGCCAGCUUCAAGUGUCUCAUCAGCAAGUACAUCAUCCCAGCUUAUGCAGCAAAGCCAACAGAGUACCCAGCAGCCAGCCUCAUCCCAACAAAGUGGGCAGUACCAGGCUCCUCAACCAUCAAUUUCAAGUGGAACUGCCCCUUUGCAGACAGUUACACAGCAAGCUCAAGUAAUACCUGUGCCUCAGGUGCCAGCUGGGACACAGCUUCCUGUUUCCCAACCAGUGCCGAUCAUCCAAGGUGAACCACAGUUACCUAUGGCUGCACCUUCCCUUCCUCAGCCUUCGGUUGCCCCAGUCAUGCCCAUUGGCUCUCACUUUCUUCCAGUGGGACAGCCCUUACCAGCUUCCAUUCUUCCACAGUUCUCAGUCUCCCAGAUGCCCAUAACAGCCCCUCAUGUGUCGGUGGCUCAGCCUUGCUUCCCGUCUCUACCCAUCUCUAUGGCAGCUGGAAUUAACCAGCCAUUACUUACCCUAGCCACAUCUGCUACUGUAACUACUAUUCCUGUGGGCUCAGCUGGUCUCCCUAGCCAGCAUCCAGCCCUCCAUCAGCCUGUGACUCAGCUGAACAGCCAGGUGCUCCCACAGCUUCUGCAGCCAGCUGUUCAGUCUAUGGGAUUGCCAGCCACUCUGGGACAAACUGCUGAAGUACAACUUCCAGCUACAGAUGCUGUGUAUCAGGGCUUUCCACCUCGGCUACCAACGCAAUACACCGGGGACUCAAAUAUUGCUUCCUCUUCUGUGGCUUCUGCUUGCCUCCCUUCUGCAGUGCUAUCCCCUCCCUUAACAACAGAUGCAAUUGCUCAGCCAGCCUAUCUUGCUGCAGUGGUGCAGCCUUAUGUGGAGCAGAAUGUUUUAGUUCCUAUGAGCAGUCUAGGAGGACAGGCUCAAGUACCACAAUCUUCUCCUUGUGUAGCACAGCAGGUCUCAUCUGCAUCCUCACAGCAGACAGCAUUAGAGAUUGCUUCUGGAGUGACUCAGGCUGCAUCUCUAGAAACCCAACCACCUGUACAGCAACAGCCUUCACAAUCCACCCCCUUAGUUUCCUCAAUAGACAGUGCACAUUCAGAUGUUGCGUCAGGCUUAAGUGACGGUAAUGAGAGUGUUCCAACAUCUAGUGGCAGACAUGAAGGGAGGACUACUAAACGGCAUUAUCGGAGAUCAGUGCGCAGCCGCUCUCGCCAUGAGAAGACUACACGUCCAAAACUGAGGAUUCUUAACGUAUCAAACAAGGGAGAUCGGGUUGUGGAAUGUCAGCUGGAGACACACAACAGAAAAAUGGUUACUUUUAAGUUUGACUUGGAUGGUGACAAUCCAGAGGAAAUAGCUACUAUCAUGGUGCAAAAUGAAUUCAUCUUGGCCACAGAAAGAGAUUCUUUCGUUGAACAGGUGCGAGACAUUAUUGAAAAGGCAGAUGAAAUGCUAGGUGAAGAUGCCAGUGGGGAACCAGAAGGUGAUCAAAGUAUCGGCAGUAUGCAAAACCAGAAAUUGGAUGAAGACUUUAAACAGCCAGAUCCUGUGUCUUCCAUUCCACAAAGAAUAGGUGUCCCUCCUAAUUCAUUGACUCAAGUUGUCCAUUCUGCUGGAAGGAGAUUUAUUGUCAGCCCUGUACCAGAAAGCAGGUUGCGAGAACAGAAAUUUUUCACCUCUAUUCCAUCAGAAAAUGAGCUUCUUGAUGUAGUUGCUGCUUCCUCAUCUCAUGGUCCUGGAAUGAAUCUGUCUCACUCUGCAUCAUCCCUCAGCCUACAGGGAGCUUUUUCAGAGCUCAAACAUGUACAAAUGACAGAAGGUCCCAACACAGCUCCUCCAGUUUUUAAUCAGGACAUGCCACCUUUCCCACCUAUAGCUACAAGUGGAAAUGGUGGGUUGCCCUCAACAUCAUUGACUGCUCCUUCAAUGCCCCUUCCUUCCUCCACUGGUGCUUCUUUACCAACUACACAGGUAGUGGAAAAGGUGACCACAGGGGUUUCACUGAAUGAAGAAUUGCCAGGCUCCAGCUCUCUUCCACCAGUGUUGCAGUCAGGGUCAGAUUUAAUUAGUGGUGUGGCUUCCAGCAUCAGUGCACCUUCUUCUUUGUCUACAACUGCAUCUCAGGCAGGUUCUGUUGCAGGAGAAAUUGUUCCUAGCAGUAGCACCCCAGCUUCUUUAACUUUGCCACAAAUUGGAGUGACUGGGCCUAGUGUUACGAUACCAGGAGCUAUGGCACCCCCUGUGACAUCUCAGGAGGUUGGCAGUGCCAGUGUUGUUCCGUCACAAUGCCAAACAACUGUCCCUGUUUCUUUGGCACAGAGCAUGGUUUCACAGUCUACUCAGUUGGACACUAGCAGUUCUGUCCCCAGCCUAGCAGAAAUGGUGGUGGUUAGUGUGCUGCAACCAAGAUCAGAAAGCGAGCAGCAGCCAGAAAAGCCACAUCUAGGCAUCACUGGUGGAGUAUCCUUGCCUCUUUCUGUACCUAUAUCCUCUACAGUACCAUCUAGUAUGCCUGGCUCCAUCAUGCAGCCACCUGGAGUACUUCCACUACCCAUCCCACCCAUAGUUACCUCAUCCACUUUAGCCCCAGUAGCAGGCAUAGUUUCUACUCCGGCAUUACCCCAGGUUCCUUUACCUGGCAUUCUGCCACUGGCACAACCAGUAACUAAUGUGCCUGUCGUCCAGCAAACUUUGAUACAUGGUCAUCCUCAGUCAGCUCCAUUGCCCAAUCUACCACAUACUCAUUCUUUGGAAGUGGAUGUUGACACUCAGCCCAAAGCACCAGGCAUAGAUGACAUAAAAACCCUGGAAGAAAAAUUGCGAUCUCUCUUCAGUGAACAUGGUGGUGUUGGGGCAGCUCAUCCAUCUGUAUCCUUGGAGACAUCUCUUGUGGUGGAGACCACAGUCAUGCCUGCCUUACCAACUACUGCUGUUGCACCCACGAAACCUGUGGCACCUAUUGCAAGUACCAGUAUACCACCAGCCAGUUUGACACUUGGUCCAGCAGGUUUACCUGUCGUAACAGCAGUUGCUACACCUGGGCAGGCAGGCACCCCCAUCAACAGUGUUCCAGCAACAUGUACUGCAUCAGCAACCACUAAACCGGGGACCCCUCCUUCAAAACCUCCUCUUAGCAGAGUACCGGGACUACCAGUAGUUUCUGAACCUCCAGCUGGCACUCCAUCCAGUGAGCAGUUGCCACCAUUUCCAGGACCUACACUAACUCAGUCCCAGCAACCUCUAGAAGACCUGGAUGCUCAGUUAAGAAGAGCCCUGAGUCCAGAAACAGUCCCAACAUCUACUCCUGCCUGUCCUGUGCCAUCUGUAGCUUCUACAGCAGUUACUGGAAUGGUUCCUGCACCAGAACAGCCUUCAAAUACUGAUUCUCAGGAGGCAGAAAGGUGUGCCACAACUACAACUGCAGGAGUUGCAGUUCUUAAGAUGGGUCGUUUUCAGGUUUCAGUGGCAGUAGAUGACCAAAAAAAGAGUGGAAGUCAGCCCAAGCAUUUUGACACAACCACCUCGGAAUCCUCAUCUUUGUCUAGCAGCAGCCCAGAGAGUACUUUGAUAAAGACAACCUCCAGUGGAACAGCUGAGGUCGUUGCUGGUACCUCAGUAGAUGCAGUAGAUGGAGUCUUUUCACACACUUCCAGCAUGCAGUUACAGCCAACCAAGGUUGGGCGUUUCCAGGUGACAACAACAGCAGACCAAGUGGGUCGCUUUUCUGUGUCUAGAACUCAAGAUGAAGUGACCUGUGUAGAAAGUGAGAUCCCUGCAAUAGUCCCUCUGUCUGAGCAUGUUUCUUCUCCACACACAACUCCUAAAUCACAAGUGGCAGAAAGGCGAUCUUCUCUGCAUCUGAAUGGGCCUUCUUCUGAGUUGGAAGCUGCCUUCUUGAGUGGUGCCACUAAGGAGCUGGAUGAUGGUGCAGGCAGUCCAGACUCUGUUCAUCCGCCUGGGUCAAAAAUCAGUCUUCCAGUCCAUAGCCUUAGUAACUCAUUCAACUCCUCCUACAUGAGCAGUGAUAAUGAGUCAGACAUAGAAGAUGAAGAUUUGAAGUGUGAGCUACGGCAAUUGCGGGAGAAACACCUUAAGGAGAUCCAAGAGCUUCAGAGUCGGCAAAAGCUGGAGAUAGAACUGCUCUACACAAAACUGGGCAAGAUACCUCCAGCUGUCAUCAUCCCUCCGGCUGCUCCUCUCUCAGGCAGGCGAAGAAGACCUACGAAAGGAAGAAGCAGCAGAUCUAGUCGCAGCAGCUCCCAGGGUAAUAAGAGCCCCCAGAUUUUGGGAAAUUUGUCUGCUCAGAGCGCACCUUCAGUCUUGCCCCAACAGCAGACCCUCCAUCCUCCUGGCAGUGUCCCAGAGACAGGACAGAACCAUCUGUUACAGCCCCUGAAACCUUCUCCUUCUAGUGAGAACCUCUACUCUGCCUUUACUAGUGAUGGUGCCAUUUCCAUACCAAGCCUUUCUGCGCCAGGCCAAGGCUGUGUGAAGUUUAACUGUGCAUCUGAGCGGGUGACAUUCAAGCCUGGUGGCAGGAGGACCCGAUUUCUGAGUACGCCCUGCUUGGCUCUUUGGAAGAUGGUGAAAAAAGUCUGCCCUUGCAACCAGCUCUGUAGGACCAGCAGUACAAAUACAGUUGGAGGUACAGUGAACAGCCAGGCGCCUCAAUCUCAGCCUCCUGCCUCUAGCCGGAAAGGGACCUUUACUGAUGACCUGCACAAGUUGGUGGAUAACUGGGCCCGUGAUGCCAUGAACCUCUCUGGCAAGAAAGCAGGCAAAGGACAUGGCAACUAUGAGGGCCCAGGCAUGGCAAGAAAGUUUUCUGCACCAAGCCAGCUCUGCAUCUCGAUGACGUCCUCCCUUGGUGCUACACCAAUCUCUGCAGCAUCUGCUACCUCUUUAGGUCACUUCACAAAGGCUAUGUGCCCCCCUCAGCCGUACGGUUACCCAACAGUGCCCUUUGUACCUCCCUGGAGUGGGACAGGUGGUCCAGCACAGCCACCUUUAGGCCAAUUCCAGCCUGUAGCAGCUGCCUCAUUGCAAAACUUCAACAUCAGCAAUUUGCAGAAAUCUAUUAGUAACCCCCCCGGAUCUAAUCUGCGGACCACUUAAUGAGACCCAGAUACACUGCUGGGUAGACCUUGGGGGGGAGGGGAGGAGAUGGGGCCUUGAAUCAACUACUGGGCUGCAGUUAAGAGACUCCUGAUGCCCAGAGGGGGUGAAUUUCUCCCUCUUAACGGUUGCUCUGUGCUCUCAGCAAGGAAAAGCCCUCUAAUCUGAAGAUGGGGAGAAGGGUGAUCAGGAUCUUCCAUGAUGGGACGUGCUUCCUUUCAUUCUUUUGUGUGGCAGAAUGUGUAGAAAUGGAAAUCACCAUGCAAGCCAAUGGCUUUGUGUUGUAAAAUUAAUUUGGCUGCAGAGGCCAAAUACCCACGGGUUGAGAUGGGAGAAUUAUUGUUCAUUCCAGCAUGAAUCUUUAGUUUGAUGUUUUGUUUUUUUAACUCUGAGAAAUUGAACCAUUUUGUCUGCCCUUUCCUUCAAGCCAUCACGUCGAAGAUCCUGAGCUGACGGGGCACAGCCCAUGCUUUGAGAUAGGUCAUUACUGCUUUAAGUAAAAGAUAUUAACAGCUUUGACUGCAGCAUUAGAGCAAUUUAAAUUGUUUAGAAGAUAAAUUUUUAAAAGUUCCCUGCGGACAUGUACUUACCAUCAGUUUUGAUGUGGAAACACUGUGAUAUAUAAAUGUUGUUGGACAACAGUAGUUUAAAAAAAUGAGUGGAUUAUAGAGGGUUAAACAGUUAAAAAGGAAAAAAAAUGGGGAAAAAGCUAGCUAUAUCCUGAUACGUAUUGGAGACACUUUAACUUUUUUCCUUUUUAUUUUCAUUGUAUUAGAUAAAUGUGAAUGUAUAAUUGUAUAAAUUAAUGUACUUGAAUACUUGUCUGUUCUCCCAGUAUGCUUGCUGGAUAUUUUAGUGCCUUGGACUUUUAUUGCUUCUGCAGUUAGCAUCACCUUCCCAGCAGACUUUAGACAGGCAGAGGGAAAGGCAGAGGAGAAAGGGAAGUUAUUUGAACAUAGUCACUGGAAUACCAAAGGCGUAACAACACAUUGUAUGUUUAUUACUGUAAUAGUGUCUAGAGCUGGAGUUGGAGGGGGAGCUUCUGCAGUUGUAUGUUGAAAAAAGCAAAGCUAUAGAUUCUUGGGGGGAACCAGUGCUAUUGACACAGCAGCAAGGAUGGAUUAGUGUGAAGUUGCUGAAAUGAGUAAAUACAAUGAGCAGAGUAAGAGCUGGGCUAUGUAGGAACAGAGGAAAUGAGGAGGAAGAGAAAUCUUUGGAAGGGUAGCUCCUAUGGGUGGACUGACUUUAAAGUGAUAAAGGUUUUUUGUAAGGGCAGUUUGUUAAGGGCUUAGAGCUAUCACUCUAGCGAGGGAUUGUGUCUGCUGGGAUCUGUUCCCCCCCUGAUUUAAUCCAGAAAGGCCAGGAGCAAAUCUUCCUGGCACAGCAUCAAUUGCCAAGGAUGGAUACACUUGAAACAGCCACUAUCAAAAACCAACUUGUUUUUGUUCUAUGUGUAAAGAACUUAAAACUGGUACCAUGACUGUAACUAACUGUGUUGCCUUCUGGUAGGUGUACUAUAUCUCCUACUUUCCGCUCGCCUUCCUCUUUCUACCUUAAAAUACUAAUUCCUUGUUCAAAUGAAAUACUGCAACCAACUAGUAUUAUCUGUAUUGCUGCAGCAGGCUGUGAAGGGUCAAAGUACUUCUGCUUUGUAUUUGGGAACAGCUCUACUGCUGGUCUAGAGACUUGUAUACUAAGGAGAGGUGUCUCCCCCCCCCCUUUACCCCGCCCUUGAAGUUUCUCUAAAGUUAGCAGGAAGUUUGUUCUUUCUGUACUUGGUUUCACUCUUCCCUCAAACAUAUGCACAGGUCUUUCUUUCCAUCCAUUCACCUCAAGUUGAAGCUUACAGUGGCUUUGUUAGGAAGAUAGAUUGGACAUGGGGGCUGAAUAACUGAGGUGCUGGGUUUCAACAAGUUACCAGACUUAAAGAAAAGGGAAAAAGUGUGCACAAUUAGGAUGGGCAAAUAUGAGCCUAAGGCUUCCUGCAGGGGGAAAAAAUCUGAAAAGUUGUGCUUUCUAUUCUACGGCUAAGGAUCUUAAAGGCAGCAACAGGAGUUGAGGCUAAUGUGCAGGAAGUGCAAAAGAGCAGAGAUGAGAAAGAUGCCACUUUGUGAUAGAGGAACUAGUCAACUGAGUGUUGCACAAGGGUGGUAUUUUGGUUUAAUAUGUUUGAGGUCAGGAUUUCACUGAAAAGUGCUGGUUUUAUUUAACGUUGAUUUCCCUCCUGUGGAUGAAAUAACUGAAGUCUAGAAGAAUGAACUAAUGCUACUGAACUGUUAAAUUAUUUUGUGUUAAUAUUACACUUUUGAGUACCUUUUUCCACAAGAUCUGUUUCUGAAUUACAGAUGUUUUCUUUACAUUAUUUAACAAUGUACACUGUAAAAACAAAUAAAUAAAAAGAAUUCAAACCUUGGGCUUCCCUGGCCGUAGUUAAUGGUAUGUUUUGCACUAAAUCCAGGCAUUGCGCUUCCUGUAUGAUUGCGCUUUGUGCUGCCGUUUGUUACCUUCUUUGUAGAUAUUUAAUGAAAUCAUUCAAAUAAACCAAACCUGCUUUUGUUGA